Molecule: messenger RNA, 261 nt
Organism: Acaulospora colombiana
Lineage: Eukaryota; Fungi; Glomeromycota; Glomeromycetes; Diversisporales; Acaulosporaceae
Source: the annotation of a GenBank genome assembly
AUGGCAUUCUGUGAUGGCAGACCCGAUACCACAUACAUUUACGUAAACGUUGGAUUUGGAUUUCAUGUUCAAUUAACUUUGGAAGAGGCAGUCGAAUUUAUCGAGAAAAAGGAAAAGAUGUUACAAAGUAAAUCUGAUAAAUACACUCAAGAAAUUGCCAAAAUUAAUGCACACAUUAAAUUGGUCUACGGAGCUUUGACUGAUCUUAUGAAUCUGCAAGGGAGCGAAGAAGAAGAACUGCGAGAUGAUUUGUUUAUAUAG